Molecule: messenger RNA, 926 nt
Organism: Zea mays
Lineage: Eukaryota; Viridiplantae; Streptophyta; Magnoliopsida; Poales; Poaceae
Product: probable WRKY transcription factor 51
Exons: 3
Coding region: 105-746 (213 amino acids)
Biological process (GO): regulation of DNA-templated transcription
Molecular function (GO): sequence-specific DNA binding; DNA-binding transcription factor activity
Source: RefSeq, a predicted model, not a curated record
CGUCUGGGAAACUCGCUCGGCGCGCGGGUCGGCCCCUUUGCGAGCUCGUGCUAUAAAAGCAAGCGCUUCGGCGGGCAUCUCACUACAGUUACUUGCAGCUGGCCAUGCACAUGGCGCUAUCGUCCCGCAGCUCAUUCGCCGCCGACGUCCUCCUCCCAGCCACCAUGUCGUAUCGUCAGCCGUGCAGCGGUGCUUCCAGCUACUUGGGCUCUCAGCCCGCGGCCCCUUUCCCGUCGGCAGCGUUCGGCGCGGUGGCGCAGCUGGACGUCUUCGACUGCCUGUCGUCGGACGAAGGCGUUGGCGUCCCGGCAGCUGUACCUGGUGCGUUCGCGCCGCCGCCGCCGCUUAUGCCGGCCGAGCGCGUCGUCCCGGACGCUGCUGCAGGCUACAGUAGUCAUACUAGGAGUGCAGCGGCUGUGGCGGGUGAGGGGUCGAGGACUACGCACAGAAUUGCGUUCCGAGUGAGGUCGGACGAGGACGAGGUACUCGACGACGGCUACAAAUGGAGGAAGUACGGAAAGAAGUCCGUCAAGAACAGCCCUAAUCCGAGGAACUACUACCGGUGCUCGACGGAGGGCUGCAACGUCAAGAAAAGGGUGGAGCGAGACAGGGACGACCCGAGAUACGUUGUGACCAUGUACGAGGGAGUGCACAACCAUGUGAGUCCUGGUACCGUCUAUUACGCCACCCACGACGCCGCCUCCGGCCGCUUCUUCGUCGCCGGGAUGCAUCAGCCAGGCCAUUGAUCAACGAGCAGAUCAGAGAGCGUCUUAAUUAGUGUAAGAUAUGUAUACCGACUAUCUGUUUUAGGCCUUGUUCAUGUUUUAGGUCUUGUCCAGUUAUUCCAAAUCCAUAUAGAUUGGAAUGUAUUGAAAUGAAUUGAGAUAGAUUUCGACUUGCUAUGAAUUUGAACUGAUACCACCCAA